AUGGCUGCCCUCAGGAAGAAGCUGGUGAUCGUUGGGGAUGGAGCAUGUGGCAAGACAUGCUUGCUCAUAGUGUUCAGCAAGGACCAGUUCCCAGAAGCCUAUAUGCCCACGGUGUUUGAGAACUACGUGGCGGACAUCGAAGUGGACGGGAAGCAGGUGGAGUUGGCUCUGUGGGACACGGCGGGGCAGGAAGACUACGACCGCCUGAGGCCCCUCUCCUACCCGGACACCGACGUUAUCCUGAUGUGUUUCGCCAUCGACAGCCCUGAGAGUCUGGAAAACAUCUCAGAAAAAUGGACCCCAGAAGUCAAGCACUUCUGCCCCAGCGUACCCAUUAUCUUGAUUGGGAAUAAGAAGGAUCUUCGCAAGGAUGAGCACACGCGGAGGGAGUUGGCUAAGAUGAAGCAGGAGCCCGUGAAACCCGAAGAAGGCAGAGACAUGGCCAACAGGAUCCGCGCCUUCGGGUACCUGGAGUGUUCCGCAAAGACCAAAGACGGAGUGAGGGAGGUUUUUGUGAUGGCCACCAGAGCUGCUCUGCAAGUCCGACUCGGGAAGAAAAAAUCUGGGUGCCUUGUCUUGUGA
Messenger RNA from Marmota flaviventris (yellow-bellied marmot), 582 nucleotides. Its product is annotated as transforming protein RhoA-like. Gene Ontology annotation, molecular function: GTP binding; GTPase activity. Lineage: Eukaryota; Metazoa; Chordata; Mammalia; Rodentia; Sciuridae. The record is from RefSeq and is a predicted model, not a curated record. Gene Ontology annotation, biological process: small GTPase-mediated signal transduction.